AUGGGCUUAAACUUUAGCAUGAUAAAGAUGAUAGAGAUCUCUUCUUGCUCCAUCUGCAGAACUCACCCAGUGAGUAUCAACUGUGGACAUAGUUACUGGAAAUCCUGCAUCCAGAGCUACUAUAACAAAGUCAGCCCAAAGACAGAAUUGAAGAUAAUGCUGGGCUGUCCUUUGUGUAGGAGUCCAUUUAGUUUAGAGAACCUCCGGCCCCACAAGGAGCUGGAAAACAUAAUUGAUGUCAUCAAGGAGAUGGAAGGGAAGGAUGAUGAGAUGCUGUGUGAAGACCACGAUGAGAAGCUUGAUCUCCUUUGUGAAGAUGAGGGUCAGCUCCUCUGCUGGAGCUGUAAUUGGGAGGCUUGGCACAAAGGUCACUCUGUGGCUCUUGUGGAAGAUAUGUACCAGGGCUAUAAGGAAAAGCAUGAGAAUACUGUGACAAAACUGAGUGAACUCCGAAAAGAUGACAAAUUUCAGAUACAUCUCAUGACAACUGAAAUAAAUACCUGGAAGCUAAGUUCACUGGUAUCAAGUGCCUUUUUGUUGCUGCCAUAUAGGAUCCAGUCUAGCUUCAAGAAUAUCCAGAAUUUUCUACAUGAAGAAGAGAAGUCUUACCUUUGGAGGUUGGAGAAUGAAGAAGAACAGGUGCUGAGGAGACUGAAGGGCUAUGAGGCCAAUCUACAGCAGCAGUAUGAGAAAAGACAGGAACUGGAGGCAAAAUGUCAGGGCUCACCCAGAAAAAUACUACAGGGUGUGAAAAAUACUUUGAGCAGGUGUGAGGCUAUGAACCUAGAAACACUGAAAGUUGAUUUCCUGAAGGUUAAUAUGACAUGUAAUGUUUCUGAGCUUUACUUUGAUGUGGAGACACUGGUAAGACACCACCACGUCAGUGUGACUCUGGACCCCAGUAGAGCCCAUCGUGACCUAACUCUGUCUAAAGACCAAAGACAAGUGACUUAUAGACACUACCACAAGAAGCUUGAGGCUUCUGCCAAGAGAUUUUAUGUUUUGCCCUGUGUCCUGGGCAGUAAGGAAUUUCCUUCAGGAAGAUAUUACUUCGAAGUGUCUAUUGAGAAUGCAAGCACUUGGGAUAUGGGAGCCUGUACAGAGGAUGUGCCGAGGGGCUUUCACAUGAAGGAGCCUGAGCUGGGAUACUGGACCAUCAAGAUGUGUGAAGAGGAUGGCCUUGUAGCUCUCACUUCCACUCCUACUCCCCUUUGCCUGAGUGAGAAGCCCCAGCGUGGAGUUUUCCUAGACUACGAGGCUGGAGUUGUCUCCUUUUACAACAUAACCACUGGCUCGCACAUCUUCGCCUUCCCCAAGGCUUCCUUCUGGGAUACUCUAAGGCUCUUUUUCCAGGUUUAUGAAAAUUCUCCUUUGUUCCUGCCUGCCAGAAAUGAUCAAGGGAAGAGGUAA
Cricetulus griseus (Chinese hamster) is the source of this 1410-nucleotide messenger RNA. The record is from RefSeq and is a predicted model, not a curated record. NCBI's taxonomy places the organism in Eukaryota, Metazoa, Chordata, Mammalia, Rodentia, Cricetidae.